Oryzias latipes (Japanese medaka) is the source of this 1998-nucleotide messenger RNA. Its product is annotated as von Willebrand factor C domain-containing protein 2-like. Gene Ontology annotation, biological process: negative regulation of BMP signaling pathway. Gene Ontology annotation, cellular component: AMPA glutamate receptor complex. Lineage: Eukaryota; Metazoa; Chordata; Actinopteri; Beloniformes; Adrianichthyidae. The record is from RefSeq and is a predicted model, not a curated record. Gene Ontology annotation, molecular function: protein binding.
AGUCACAAGUAAGAAAAGAUGUGAAUAAUUGAAAACUAUUGGAUACUAAAUCAAUGUUCCAUGAUGAUCCUUUAGUCCAUAAAGCUUUGCUACCUGUGAGAUGCUAACGCUACAACUUCUAAUGAAUUCUUCACGUUGAAACAGAAAGUCAUCGUUUGGUGAGAUUUCUUUAACCAUGAGGAGCUGUGAAGUCUUUUACUGGUCUUCCUGGAACUGGACCCCAUAACAUCCCAGCGUGACCUCGUUCCACAGAAGGCGCAGGAACACGAACCUUUAAGGGCGGUGAAGCUGAGGAAGAGCGGCAGCAGGAAUGCAGUCGGAGGAAAGGACGACAUGGGGAGGAUCUAACCUGACUUCAGAUCCCGCCGCCUCGGACAAUGAGGACCUUGAUAGCUGGAGGAGCGGCCGUAUCAAAGAAUGUGUGCAGACCCGCUGUCAGCUUCUCUUUAAUGAGGGACAGAAUUUAUUUCAUGGCUGCUGAACAACCAGAAACAGAAAUAAAAGACAUGCAGGAAGGAAACACAAUGAAAAUGAAAGCUAUUUAUAUGUAGCUUAAAGGUGAAAACUGAAGGACAGUUGGAAAAAGUUGACAUUUUUUUUAAAUCCAGAAAACUUGUGUCUGUUUCCAGAGUUUUUGCCAGAGUCUCAUGUCUUUAAAUGUAGAUGAAGGAACAUCAGAGGAGGACCAAAGGCUGUGCACACAAACGUGUCACAAACCCAAAUGCUUCUUCGGGACUUCAGGAGAGAAGGGGGAGGACUUUUAGUCGCUCCACUGCGAUGAAGAGUGCAGGGCAGAGAUGAAGAGAACCCCCCGCCGGACCAGAUCUAACUCUGCACAGCAGACCUUCCUUUUUGAGCGACCCAUCCAGAUCAAGCCAGAGGCGCCAUGGCACAGAGCUCCAGCGCGCGCCAGAGGAUGGCCCGCACCUUCCUGACGCUCGCGCUGUGCGCUCAGGUGGGGUCCGGCUUCUCGGUGUCAGAGCAGCAGGAGAACACCUGUGAGGCUAACGGCAGCACCUAUUACCUGGGGGAGUGGUACUUCCUGGACUCGGACCACUGCACCCAAUGCGAGUGCACCGCCGAGGGCUCCGUCUGCGCGCGCACGGAGUGCACCUCUCUCCCGGCGGCGUGCAUCCACGUGAGCCACUACCCCUCUGACUGCUGCCCCAGGUGUGAGAAGAUCGGCUGCGAGUACAGAGGGGUGGUGUACGAGCUGGGCCAGAACUUCCAGCCAUCAGAGUGCGAACAGUGCACGUGUGACAGCGACGGCAUCGCCCGCUGCCUGGUCGCUGAUUGCGCCCCCCCACCCUGCGUGGAUCCGGUCUACCAGCCGGGGAAGUGCUGCCCCGAAUGCAAGGAAGGUCCCAACUGCUACGUUGAUGCAUCCCACAGUCAGGUGAUUCCUGCAGGGGAUCCAGUCUGGGUCGAUUCCUGCACCAAGUGCCGCUGUCAUGACGGACAGGAUGCUGGCUACUGGGAGGGAAACCGUCUCGCCUCCUGUUCCCGCCUCAAAGGCUGCACACCACAACAACCGUCUUAUCAGCCAAACGGAUUUAGUGCAGCACAGAAAGCUGAGGCCUAAAAUUCAGAUUUGGUAUCGGCCUGGUCAGGUGCAUGCUUCAUUUUUUUUUAUCACGAAAACAACCUUGGCGUAGCAUUUGUGAAAUUUAAAGCCAGAGGCUGCAGUUGGCUGGAACCAGCAGCGGCUGCAGUUUGAGAAAAUUGACUCAGAAUUUCCAUAAAAAUAAUUAAAAUAUAUUUUUUUAAAGCAUGAAAACCUUUGACCUUUGGAUGCAUGAAUUUAUUUCCAAUUAUUUUGUUUUCAAGUAGAUAUUAAAUCAAUGUAAUUUUGUAGCAUCAAUAGGCGUCAAAGGGUUAAAUAUCUCCGUUAAACCUGAAUUUAAACAUUUUUUAAGGUCAAAUUGUUACUGUUAUUGGCCCUAACUCACUUUGUAUGCCUUUAGAGAAAAAUAAAAGUUUAAUCUAAUAAAACAAAAA